GCUGCCUUUUGUGUGUAAUGUUUUCAAUGAUUUAUGUGGGUUGCAGUAUUGUGAUAUUGCAAGUUUUCAAAUAAAUCCCCUCCUCCAGUGCGUUCAAUUACAUCAUGUGUGAACAAUUUGGAAGAGCACGUCAGUACUAAAACUGGGUGGAUGCUUGCACAGUUAUGAGGAGGACAAGUAAGAUACAAAUCCAUUUACCAACCCUGUUUAUAUUCAGCUGGAUCUUUGCGUUGCCGUGCAUAUUUCAUUCCUCUGGCACAGCUGCAUCAUGUAUCCGUUACCGCUGGCCGUUUGCCUGCUGUCUCUCUUCUUCACUGUAAACUGCUCCAUCAAGAAGGGACGCAACUACACCAUUCAUUCAUCUCAGCUUAGCUGCAGUUUGCCGGGCCCUCAGGGUCCUCCAGGGAGUACGGGUGCAGCAGGUCCCAGUGGCAAUGUAGGUAAGAUGGGCAUGCCAGGUAUCGAUGGACAGGAUGGCAAAGACGGUGACAAGGGUGAGAAGGGACAGAAAGGUGAGCAGGGUCGUCCUGGGAAUCCUGGAAAACUUGGACCACAAGGGCGCCCUGGAAUUUUGGGAAAGGCAGGGCCUAGGGGCCUGAAGGGGGUGCGAGGAGCGCCUGGUGAGCCUGGGGUCGUCGGGACAAAGGGAGAGACAGGAGAUGCGGGAGAGACUGGUGCCGCUGGAAGAUGUAACUGUGGUGCAGAUGCACGUUCUGCUUUCUCAGUGGCAGUAACCAAGAGCUAUCCCAAGGAACGCAUACCUAUCCGCUUCAACCGGAUUUUAAUGAACGAGGGUGGGCAUUACAAUGCCACUACGGGCAAGUUUAACUGUGCAAUUCCCGGUGUGUAUUACUUUACAUAUGACAUCACGUUGGCUAACAAGCACCUGGCAAUCGGGCUCGUCCACAACGGCAAGUACAAGAUCAGAACAUUUGAUGCCAACACAGGAAACUAUGAUGUGGCUUCAGGUUCAACGAUACUCAGACUGAAGAAAGGAGAUAAGGUUUGGCUUCAGAUCUUCUAUUCAGAACAAAAUGGACUAUUCUUUGAUCCAUUCUGGACUGAUAGCCUUUUCACAGGUUUUCUUAUUUAUGCUGAUCAGGUUGCUUCAGAUAAAGUCAAUGUGAUGACCACUUCUGGAUCAUCUUGAUUAAGACUUUCGCUUUGUUUGUUUUUUGGUACAUUUUGUCUUUUUACCUUAUCAGAUGACCCCCAGUCCAAAUCAAUAACAAAGCUGAUUAUUAGACCUCACUGAGGAGGGGGAUAGAAGAGGACAUAGUUCAUAAAGAUAAAUAUUGAUUAAAUAACACAGAUUACAAAACACACCACGGUUGAAAAAACUGAUGAAAUUCUUGGAAGCCAAUGCCACAUCAUCACCCCAUUCUUGUUGCUUCUUCAAGACAGUAGUUAAAAUAAAUAAAUAUAUUUAUAUUAUAAACUUUUAUUAAAGAUAUGCAAGUCAUUUUAGAAAACUUGGUUUGUUGAUAUUCUUUAUUUAAUAUGUCUAAUAUUUUUUUCAUAUCUGGUUCAACAGGUUUACUAUGACUUUCCCUUCUUGAAACAAUUUGUCUAGAUUUGUCUACCCCCCCCCCCCCCCAUUAUGAUUUUUGUCCAAAACAUGCUGAUAACAUUUGAUCAAUAAUAGGGUCUAUCACCACUCCUCAAAUAAACACCAAUGUUCAAGUCUUAGUUCGAAGGUGAUGUUAUUUUAAAGUUAUGUAAUGAUUGGACUUUCAGGUCAGCAGGUUUAUGUCACAUAUCAGCCGCAACCUCAUAACAAUGUGCAUAUAUAAUUGUGUGUGUGUGUGUGUACAUAUAAAGGACAAAUGUAUAUAUUUGAACAACUAUACCUUUAAUUAUGGAAUUGGUGCUUGCUAUGACAAGAAAAUCUUCAUACCAAACAUGGAAACUUUGGCAACGGUGCAAUGUACGUCAAUGAUGACGAUAUACGUAAUUACCAUGCGUCUCUACAUAUUCUUCUCUGAUUGGCUGAAUCAGCUCAAGCUCCUCCUAUUUUAUGGCGGACUUCGGUUUCGCUGAAAGCCAAGCGCGGUACCGUGGAAGUGGGGAUAAACCAUUCGCAGCAACGGGGUUGCAAAUUUUCUACAAAAUAUGUAGUAUUGUAUAUUUCCCAAACUGUUUAUAUUUUAAUAAAACAUUUAGACGGUUUAAUAGAGAUAUUAAUGUUACAAACUGAUAAAUGCUACAAGUUAUUAAGUUGUUUAAUACUAUUUAACACGUCAGUCUUUUAGUCUCCCCUAUUCAUAGGUCGUAAAUGUAUCACUCUGGAAUAUGAUGAAACAUCUACCGGCUUUUUUCCAUACAGUGAGAAGACGACGUAACGUGUCUAAAAUUAACUCUAAAUGGCUGAUAUAAGUGUUGUAUUAUAUUUUGGGAGCUUAAUAAACGUAAUUUUGACUUAGCCAAACUUUGAGCCAUAUUUUAAAACGGUUUAAACAGCGGACUGUCAACCGA
Messenger RNA from Paramisgurnus dabryanus, 2475 nucleotides. RefSeq names its product C1q and TNF related 2 (gene c1qtnf2). Gene Ontology annotation, molecular function: protein binding. The record is from RefSeq and is a predicted model, not a curated record. Lineage: Eukaryota; Metazoa; Chordata; Actinopteri; Cypriniformes; Cobitidae.